Messenger RNA from Oryza sativa Japonica Group (Japanese rice), 1110 nucleotides. The record is from RefSeq and is a predicted model, not a curated record. Lineage: Eukaryota; Viridiplantae; Streptophyta; Magnoliopsida; Poales; Poaceae.
CACAGCAAUCGCUUCAUCAGCUCGCCGAUUGCAACGUGAGUUCUACUACACACUAGCAGUUGAUACACACACACAGUUCAGGCGGCGAUAAGCUAGCCUGAGGCCUGAAUAUAUAUAGCAGCUAGAGAUACUAGUACUGAAUUCACAAUGCAGCAGCAGCAGCUGUGCAGCAGCCACUGCCUCCCUGCCCGUGCCGGCAGCAUCGCCAGCCCCGGCUCCGGCCGCCGCGUGGUGCCCCUCGGCCGCCGGCGGGCGAGCCUCGGAAAGGUCACGGCGUACGCCUACCCGACGACUCGCCGCGUCGUCGAUGCCGCAAAAUCCAGCCUGCUUCAGGAUGUCCACGUUGCUGCCUCGAAUCCCAGCCUGCAGCUGCUGCAGGAUUAUGCUCCCGCCAAGAAGUCAGCAAAACAGCAGAACGGCUCAAGGACGAAGGACGGGUUUUACGAGGUCGAGAUGACGGUCCAGGACGACGAGCUUGACGAGUACGGCGUCGUCAACAACGCCAUCUACGCCAGCUACAUCCACAGUGGCCGUGACGUUUUCCUUGAAAAUGUCGGCGUUGGCGUGGACUACUGGACGUCGACGGGCAACGCGCUGGCUCUUUCAGAAUUGAACCUCAAGUUCUACACGCCCUUACGGAAGGAUGAUAGAUUCGUCGUCAGGAUGAAGGUCGUGAAGAUCAAAGGUGUGAGAAUAAUCGUCGAACAUUUGAUCGAGACGCUGCCAGAUCGUAAGCUCGUAGUGGAUGCCAAAGCAACCGCCGUUUGCCUCGACAACAAAUACCGCCCAACCCGUGUGUUCCCGGAGUUGUCGACAAAGUUACAUCAGUUCUUCCUGUCAUAAACGGCUCUUUGUUGCUCUCAUGACAAGAAGUGGAUGAACCUUAUGUGCUCUACCGGUGUACAGAGCAAGGCACAAUUUGUUUGAUCUACAUUUUUUUUACCAGAAUUAUGAAGCAUACUGUAGUAAAUAAAGAGUGAAUAAGUUAGUGCUGACCGGCUUAGCCGUGAGCCGCUUUAUGUGAGGAUGAGAUGUAGAUACGCAAUACAAAUGUGCACCUGUUCAGCAGCUUUCAUUUCAAUGGGCAUUCCAUUAAAAAAAAAUUAUGAU